AACUCAGCCCACACUGGGAUCCAAUCCGACGUGUGUUGACAUGAAAAGAUAACGAAUAAACACUCCUGCCUCGCUCUGAUAGGUCAACGCACCCGUUAAUCAACAUCGGUUAUUUUAGGAAAAACCAAACGGGAGAAGGCGCAGGUGGAGUCCGGUGGGAAGGUUUAACGACCCGCGCACUCCCAGGUCCUCCACUCGCUCGGUGGACUCUACCGGGACCGACAUGACCGACUACGAAGCCGCCACGGCCUUCCUCGGGGAGUGGGGCCGCUUCCAGCGGGAGGUGUUCUUCCUGCUCUGCCUCAGCGUCGUGCCGAACGGCUUCAGCGGCAUGGCCAUCGUCUUCGUGGCCGACACGCCGCCGCACGCGUGCCUCAUCCCGGCGCGCGCCAACCUGACGGCGGCUUGGCGGAACAGCAGCGCGCCGCUGCUCGAGGGGACCGCGGGCGGCGGCGCCCCGCUGCGCAGCAGGUGCUCCAGGUACCGCCUGGAGGACGUCAAGCGCUUCUCGGACGCAGGCCUGCUGCCCGGCGUCGACGUGGACCUGUCCAACGUGUCCACGGAGGGCUGCCUGGACGGCUGGGAGUACGACCGCAGCGUGUACGUCUCCACCAUCAUCUCGGAGUGGGACCUGGUGUGUGACAACAGGUGGAAGAACCCCUUGACUUCGUCCCUCUUCUUCUGCGGUGUCCUCGCCGGCUCCUUCAUUUCGGGGCAGCUGUCUGACAGGUACGGCAGGAAGAUCGUGCUGUUUGUCACGAUGGCGGUGCAGACGCUGUUCACGCUGCUCCAGGUCUUCUCCCCGUCGUGGCCCGCGUUCUGCGCCAUGUUCUUCGUGGUCGGGCUGGGGCAGAUCUCCAACUACGUGGCUGCGUUCGUGCUGGGGACGGAGAUACUGGGCCCUCGCGUGCGGACGGUCUUCUCCACCGCCGGCGUGAGCCUGUUCUUCGGCGUCGGCUACAUGCUGCUGCCGCUGUUUGCGUGCUUCCUCCGGGACUGGAGGAAGCUCCUCCUGGGCCUGGCGCUGCCCGGCUUCCUCUGUGUGCCUCUCUGGUGGUACAUCCCGGAGUCUCCUCGCUGGCUGCUCUCACAGGGACGAGUGCAGGAGGCCGAGGACAUCCUGAGAGACGCCGCCAGGAGGAACGGCAUCGAGCCUCCGCCCGUCAUCUUCGGCCCUCUGCAGAGAGAACUUCAAUGCGAGAGCAGGAAGGCCCACAACAUCUGUGACCUGCUUCGCUCCGGAAACAUCCGCUGGAUCUCUCUCACGCUGUGGCUGGUCUGGAACACCGUGGCCAUCGCUUACUUUGCCCUCUCCCUGAACACGGCCAACCUUCACGGCGACGCCUACUUCAACUCGCUGGUGUCGGCGCUGGUGGAGAUGCCGGCCUACUCGCUGUCCUGGGCCAUGUUCCGCUGGUGCUCCAGACGACUCAGCCUUUUCUCCACGCUCUUCAUGGGGGGGGUGUUCCUACUCUUCAUAAAGCUCGUACCGCUCCACAUGGUUUACCUCGCCAUAACACUGGAGAUGUUGGGCAAGUUUGCCGUGACGACUGCGUUCGCGAUAGUUUACGCCUACACAGCCGAAAUCUACCCCACGGUGGUGAGGAACACGGCGCUGGGCGCCUGCUCCAUGGCCUCCAGGAUCGGCAGCAUCAUCGCCCCCUACUUCAUCUACUUAAGAAGCUACUCCGACUCGCUGCCUUACAUCCUGAUGGGGAGCCUCACAGCUCUGUCCGGGUUGCUGAGCCUCCUGCUGCCCGAGAGCUACGGAAUGCCGCUGCCCGACACCAUCGCUCACAUGCAGCACUUCCCCGGAUGUUGUAGGAAGAAACCGUACUCGCUCGCUUACAGCGAGGAGAAGAGAAACGCUACCAACAGGAAGUCUUCGGUUCUCCUCUGAACAACAACAACAACAACAACAAGUCAAGAGGAUUCUGCUUUUCUAGAUCUGUGUUUUCUGCAUCUGGACCGAGCAGCAUAACAGUUAUUCAAACAAUAUAAUGGGCCUCUUAAAAUGGAGUCAAUAUAAUCUGCAUUAAAUAUUAACAGCAUACACUUGUUCUCAUGUUCACGUGACACUGAUGUUCACUGUUAUAAAGAUCUAACUGAUUUAAGAUGUUUCAGUACAUCGUUUAAAUGGUAUUUACAUGUUUCUGAGAUAACAAGCCCAGUUAGAUUCACUCACUAAAUGUCAUUGUGUGUCUGUACAGUAGAAUCAAUGCGAGUGAAACUAGAGUUAAUUAUGCAGCAGCACUGAAUGACUCGUAUUUGAUGACGAUCAGAGUCGACUUUCAAAAAGCACAGCAGGCUUUGAGCGUUGUUUUCGGACGAAAACGCUCCUGAUGCUGUUGUGACAAAAGACAAAAACAUCGUGUGGUUUUCAGAAUACAGAAAUAAAAAUGACAGUCUUUGAAUAUUAUA
This is a messenger RNA of Pungitius pungitius (ninespine stickleback), 2421 nucleotides long. Its product is annotated as solute carrier family 22 member 4. NCBI's taxonomy places the organism in Eukaryota, Metazoa, Chordata, Actinopteri, Perciformes, Gasterosteidae. Gene Ontology annotation, molecular function: quaternary ammonium group transmembrane transporter activity. The transcript is spliced from 10 exons. Gene Ontology annotation, cellular component: membrane. Bases 224 to 1900 code for a protein of 558 amino acids. Gene Ontology annotation, biological process: transmembrane transport; quaternary ammonium group transport. The record is from RefSeq and is a predicted model, not a curated record.